AUGGAGUUAUGGGUAGUCUUAUUCUUCACAUACUCGUUACCAUUCUUCUUACAUGUUUUUGGUUUAUACAUGGUUCACAAGAGAAGCAAAAACAUCAGUGCAUGUCAAAAGAUUUACGUGAUCAAUUUGAGCAUUACUGAACUCAUUCUCAGCUUUUGUGGAGCUUUGUAUCCCAUAUUGCGCCAUCAGUACGGACAUUCUGAUGUGUUUUAUCAGAUGAUGAUUUUGCCCUACUUAGCAGCCUCAUGUACAUACUUUCUAAUUAUGAUAAUCCUUACAGCCGAUCGUUUUGGGCAAGUGUACUUAAAUAUUCGGUAUCCGUUGUAUUGGACAACGACUUACGCAAAAUAUGUCAUGUUAGUAGUUUGGAUUAGCUCAUUAAUACUGAUCCUCGUAUUCAUGUCUUAUUUGCUUUUCGUUGCGAAGAACAGAGUGAACAUAAUAGAGGAUAUAUGCUACACCUUCAUAUAUCCCUCGUUAGGUGUAGUAUCGGCUAUAGUUAUCGUUGUUACAUAUGUAUAUAUCAUUAAGAAAAUGAAGAAAGUUAAAACUGUAUAUGCGAAAACGCCAAUGCAAAGUUCUACAACAAUUAACAAUACAAAAGGUGUAUUUGUAGUUCAGGGCGUUGAAAAAGAUACGCCCAGGAAGGAUAACUACGCCCUUCUUCCAAUGUUGCUAGUUUUAAUCUUUGUUUUCUUCAUUGAGAUUCCGGACUUCGUACAGUUUCUCGCACACGUUGGUUUCAUUCGAAGUACAAAGUCACUGAAGGCGGCAUGUAACCUGACAUAUGCGGUUGGAUAUAUACUGGACGCUGUAGUAUAUGUUUUGCUAUCCACUAGCUGUAAAAGCUGGCUGAAAAGAACUGUUGAGAGCUGCUUUGAUUUUUGA
Molecule: messenger RNA, 888 nt
Organism: Hydractinia symbiolongicarpus
Lineage: Eukaryota; Metazoa; Cnidaria; Hydrozoa; Anthoathecata; Hydractiniidae
Product: somatostatin receptor type 1-like
Exons: 1
Coding region: 1-888 (295 amino acids)
Biological process (GO): G protein-coupled receptor signaling pathway
Cellular component (GO): membrane
Molecular function (GO): G protein-coupled receptor activity
Source: RefSeq, a predicted model, not a curated record